Morone saxatilis (striped sea-bass) is the source of this 933-nucleotide messenger RNA. Its product is annotated as cocaine- and amphetamine-regulated transcript protein-like. NCBI's taxonomy places the organism in Eukaryota, Metazoa, Chordata, Actinopteri, Moronidae. Gene Ontology annotation, molecular function: neuropeptide hormone activity. Gene Ontology annotation, biological process: negative regulation of appetite; G protein-coupled receptor signaling pathway; cellular response to starvation. Bases 20 to 400 code for a protein of 126 amino acids. The record is from RefSeq and is a predicted model, not a curated record. The transcript has 3 exons.
GAGACGGGGAAAGGGCCACAUGAUGCCGAGAACCGGGACCAUGCAGAGCUCCAAGCUGCUCAGCGGCGCGCUCCUCUGCGCACUGCUGCUGCUCUCCAGCGUCGCUGGAGCCGAAGUGUUGGACACCGAGUCCGAAGAAGAGCUGAGCCCCAGAGCCUUGCGGGACUUCUAUCCAAAAGGUCCGAACCUGACCAGCGAGAAGCAGCUGCUUGGAGCUCUCCAAGAAGUUCUUGAAAAGCUGCAGGCUAAACGACUGCCUUUAUGGGAAAAGAAAUUUGGCCAAGUCCCAACGUGUGAUGUCGGGGAGCAGUGCGCCGUGAGGAAAGGCGCUCGGAUCGGGAAGAUGUGCGACUGUCCCCGGGGAGCUUUCUGCAACUUUUUCCUGCUGAAGUGCUUAUGAGCCUCGUCGGGAUCUGAAUGUAGCUUUGAGAUGGGGAGAAACGAAACUGUCACUCGAUUCCUUUGUAAUUACUGUCAUAUUUUUUAUGAUACAGCUGAGGAGCAGGUGCGGUGACUGCCCAACCCUUGAGAAAAAGAACUAUAGUAGUUCUAUGAUAAGUAUAUAUUUUAAAAGUAUAUUAUAUAUCACAGAAAAACUAUACGUCUCUGUAAGGAUAGGAUGUUAUAGUGAUGUACAGGAAAUGAGAAAGAACCAUAAAGUUCCUGUAAAUAUUCAGAAACCACUUCAUGUCUGUAGGAAACCCCCAGGAUCAUUGUAGUGAUGUAAUAGGAGCUAAGAAAUAACCCAUAAUGCACAAUAAACUCACCCAGGACCCCACACACGCUGUAAAGUCUUAACAGCAAUAUAAUAGAGAUUCUUCAUCUGGGCAAAUCCAAAACCUGUCUUUUGAACUUGAACUACUUUGUUUCAGAUGAAUGUUUGUGUAUGACUAAUAGAGUAAUAAUAAACUGUGGAUCAUGUUGUUUUGUAAA